Messenger RNA from Hyalella azteca, 1738 nucleotides. It is a transcript of the gene Bin1, whose product is annotated as histone deacetylase complex subunit SAP18-like. Gene Ontology annotation, molecular function: transcription corepressor activity; transcription factor binding. NCBI's taxonomy places the organism in Eukaryota, Metazoa, Arthropoda, Malacostraca, Amphipoda, Hyalellidae. The record is from RefSeq and is a predicted model, not a curated record. Gene Ontology annotation, cellular component: nucleus. The transcript is spliced from 6 exons. The coding region runs from base 55 to 558 and encodes 167 amino acids. Gene Ontology annotation, biological process: negative regulation of DNA-templated transcription.
AGAAUAAUUUUUUAUGUUUAUAACCUUGAGCAAUAGAAUUCAUAAGCCAGCAGCAUGAUGAUGUCAAUGGUGGAAAGCAAAGUGGAGGAGAAGAAGGACAGAGCUGGUACUGUGGUUGACAGAGAAAAGACGUGUCCUCUGUUGCUGCGAGUGUUUGUGUGCAUGGGCAGACACCACCACAUGGCUGAGUACAGACGAGGGGCAACGCCCCCCAAUGGUCUGCAGGUCUACACAUGGAUGGAUGCCACUCUCCGAGAACUUGCUGGUCUUGUCCAAGAAAUAAAUCCCGACACCAAGAGACGAGGCACUCAGUUCGAGUUCGCCCUCGUCUUCCCCGACCUCAACAAAAUGCAGGCCCGGCUCAGGGAAAUUGGCACCAUUGUUGUCGGCCAUCAAGGGUUUGAGGACAACAAAACCCUUGCCCAGAGCCAGUUUUGCAUCGGGGACCACUUGGACGUGGCCAUCACCUUCCCUGUGAGAGGCCCGCCUGGUCCAUCCAUGCGCAGACCUAUGCGGCCAUUCCCCAUGAACCCGGAUUACGACACGUGGAACAACUAGCCUGUAAUUACCUUCGAGUUUUAGAUUUUGUAAAACUUGUUGGUAAUUAUGUAGCGUGUCUCCAUUAGAUCACUCUAGUAAAUAAAUUAAGUAAUCAAGAAAGUUAAUCAGUAGUUCAAUGUAGUAGCAAUUUUGUGUAAUAACAUGUUGAGCUUUAUUCGCUCUAUCUGACCAGGCUAUUCAAGUUACUGCUUAACAAUCAGAAGAAGUGUGAACAAUCAGAAUUUUGACGCUUACGAGGGUUUAUUACAUUAAAUAUAAACUUUUAAUGUCUGAACUUCAAGAUUAACACAUUUAAUUUUGUGAUGUGGCUGGGAGAUUGUUUCAAAAUGACGGGUUAAUUGAUUAAAGAUAUGGUUUUUUUCUUUAGGGUUUCGAAACCCUAUCUUUAAAGAUAGGGUUUCGUUUCAAAAUGGCGGGUUGCUUGGUUAGGGUCGUUUGUUCAGAGGAGAAUCUGAUCGUUUCCAUUUAGAGGCGCCCGGUAUUGCUUUUGGUUGAUCUCGUAUAAGUUAAAGGACUUCAAGUUCGUUGACAUGAUUUCGAAUUAGCGUUUGUAAGUCCUGAGUUCUAAAGUAUUUUUUAGUGAGCCAGUGUCUGCAAAUUUAGGUAUUCGGUAUUAUGUACAAGUAGAGAUCAUUUUCAUAUAGUAAACCUGAAUUUGGUUGAAAACUUAAAUCGGAUUACCUUAUCUAUUGUAACCAAAAAUAUUUUUACUACGUUUUCAAGUACGAGUUUAACGAAUGAAAGAUAGAUGAGUAUCAAACGUGCCAGAUCUAAUACGUUUAAUGCACAACUUUUUCGAAAGUACAGGAAGAAAUGUUUGAGUUCACUUCGAACUUCUGCUAUCUUAGGAUUACAAUAAGGCGUCAAAAGAGGAGCAUUUUAUAUUCUUAUGUCGAAGCCUCUAAUUUGAACGUGCUGCUUCUUGCGCGUUUCGAAUUUAUUUUUGUUCAGAAUCUUUAUUUUCGUGACCAAAAUUUAACAUCCAGAAGUAUUGGAGUUGAAUAGAUUAAGUAUAGGAGUUGAAUCUUGACAUAAUCUGCAUUUUGUUUUCGCCGCGCUAGGCAUGUUUGUACGCAACAGAGGUUGACGCCAUGAACGAAAGGCGGUAACUAAGUUUGAGGAACAAUAAAUAAAGAACAACAGCUCUUCACAUUUAUUCCCUGUUGGCUUGCACGAA